UCUUCUAUUUAUGAUGAAAGUUAUAAUAAUAAUAAAAAAUCUAAAAAUCCUUUGGAAUCAAAAAUCUUUUUAGAACCAAAAACCUCAUUAGAGCCAGAGAUUUUUCUAAAACUAGAAAAUCUUCUUGAACAAGAAACUUUAUUAGAACAAGAAACUCCAUUAGAACAAGAAACUUCAUUAGAACAAAAAAGCUUGAUUGAUUCUGAGUUUUCUUUUGAAUUUGAGUUAAACCAUAAUAACUGCCUGAAGCAUAUUAUUUAA
Cetraspora pellucida is the source of this 261-nucleotide messenger RNA. The record is from the annotation of a GenBank genome assembly. NCBI's taxonomy places the organism in Eukaryota, Fungi, Glomeromycota, Glomeromycetes, Diversisporales, Gigasporaceae.